Molecule: messenger RNA, 1874 nt
Organism: Suillus plorans
Lineage: Eukaryota; Fungi; Basidiomycota; Agaricomycetes; Boletales; Suillaceae
Exons: 3
Coding region: 107-1768 (553 amino acids)
Molecular function (GO): protein binding
Source: RefSeq, a predicted model, not a curated record
GCUCUUGACUCUCACUGCAAAUAACUGCACGGUGCACCACAGACCCCAUUGAUUAUCAUCUCCUAGUUACAGAGCUUGUUUGACUGCCACCUGUCGUAAUACAGACAUGUCUUGGAAAGCAAGCUUUCAGCAGGGUGUUUUUAAUUUCAGGAGAAAUAAACAUUCUGAAGCCCUUGUGCUCUUCGAUGAAGCCAUUUCACUCGGCUGUGAUUCCUUCAUUGUUUAUGACUCUCGUGCGGCCCUGCAUGAAAAGCUCGGGAACAAUAAAGCUGCUCUCCUGGACGCGAAGAAAGUUGUGGAUACUGCUCCAGAUCGUUGGCAAGGCUAUGCUCGCUCAGCACGUCUAUUUCAUGCGCUUAACAAGGACGAGGUGGCCAUCAAAAUGAUUGACCUUGCUCUCGAGCGUAUCAAAUCAGACGAUGCACAGCGCCAUCAGGAACUCAAUGCACUGAAGUCACAAGCAACCAAUGCCUUGAAGGCUGCUGACGAAAGAAGGCGAGCGCGCAUUGCAAAGACAGCAUAUUACAUCGGCAAGCUACCUGUAGAAAUCUUUGCAGAGAUCCUUGGCCUCGUGGUUGCUACAGACCAUGCACAGAUUCUCAAGCUGUCACAUGUCUGCAAACAUUGGCGCGGCAUAGCUAUUAAGACUCCUUCACUUUGGCAGACACUGGUGGUUUCGAAGAACCGUCCCACUAGAAAGGUACGAUUAUGGAUGGAACGAGCUCGGACACGCAUAUCGGAUCUCUCUUUUCACCAUAAUAUAUCGGAGAUGGACUGGCCAUCCAUCCUCUCAGAACUCUCGUCAUUGUCUUGGUGUGUCCUUCGUUCUCUCGCAGCACCUGGAAGCUUGUUCUCCCGACUCUACGAUCUGCUCCACCGAUUAUCCAAGACAGAAGUCAUUUCGCGUCUCGAACAUCUAGAUGUCACAGGGUGUCCGGGUUUUGAGAGAUUCUUGCCAGACUUUGAAGCCUCUCACCUAGAUACCCUGAAAGUUGCCAACUUUACCCCUUCAAUGGGCGGGCUAUGGAGUCGGGUGCGUCAGCUCAGAACCAUGACUGUCGAGGCAGGAUGGAUAGAGAUACUCCCGGCCCUGACGGCCAAUCAGUCACUGGAGAAUCUUGUGCUCUCUGAUUUGGUCCCAAUCCCAAUGCAGUCAGGUGGCGAUGACUGCGUGGAACUUUCCGACCUCCAAUGCUUAAAACUCUUCAACAUUGCAUCAGUCUCUAUGAUUACUCGCGUCAUCGUCGCACCUAAUUUGCAAGUCCUGCACUUGUUCAGCAUUAGCCAUUCGUCUGACGUGCUAGAAUUUGCGCACGCCGAUUCUCUUCGGGCUUUGAGGGAGCUCCGGAUUGGAAGCUGCACUACUACCGCCAGGUCGCUGAAUGUCAUCAUUGCUGGAGCGCCUUUAUUGGAAACCCUCCAAAUAUCAGGCAUACAGGGGGUCGUUAAUGAAGUACUCGACUUCAUUUGCGGUACACAUCCGAACGAUCAGCAUCAAGACGUGUGCACCUUCUUGAGACAUGUCGACCUCUCUAGCUGUGGUGAUCUACUCACCAGAAAUGCUUAUUCCCUUGUCAAGACCCGCCUGCGCACUGAUCAGCCCGCUGCUGAAGGUGGGGGUCAGCCUGGGUGCAGGGCCGAAAUCGAGUCCUUGCGAUUAGAUGGUUGCCCUCUUAUCGAAGCAGAGAUGCUACCAUGGUUCAGAGGAAAAGUGAAAGUGUUUAGCUGCGUGUAUAUGACGAAAAAAGAAGGCAAACAAAGGCGUUGAUGAGCUGAGUCGAGCCUGCACCGGUGCCAAAAUUUAAGCUACCUUGAAACCCAUUUCAAGGCUCGAGAAGAGAUACAAGCAAUCCUCUUGGGGUUGAAGCACGCAG